AUGUGUCAAGGUUCAAAACCAUAUCAUAAUCAGAAACCCACAAUUAUCAACAGCUUCCUGUCAGUAUUUCUCAGUCCCACGAGCCAACGCCCACAAGCCAAAGCCCACAUGAUCAAAGAUCGAAAGCCAACAAAUCAUGGAGAAGUUGAUUUCCACUCAUUCCCCAAAAGGUUGACCUAUCAAGUAAAGUUCUUCACAGAACCCACCAUCUCCUAG
This is a messenger RNA of Botrytis fragariae, 216 nucleotides long. RefSeq lists its product as uncharacterized. The transcript has 3 exons. Bases 1 to 216 code for a protein of 71 amino acids. Lineage: Eukaryota; Fungi; Ascomycota; Leotiomycetes; Helotiales; Sclerotiniaceae. The record is from RefSeq and is a predicted model, not a curated record.